Molecule: messenger RNA, 1527 nt
Organism: Panicum hallii
Lineage: Eukaryota; Viridiplantae; Streptophyta; Magnoliopsida; Poales; Poaceae
Product: biotin synthase, mitochondrial-like
Exons: 6
Coding region: 219-1349 (376 amino acids)
Biological process (GO): biotin biosynthetic process
Cellular component (GO): mitochondrion
Molecular function (GO): biotin synthase activity; 2 iron, 2 sulfur cluster binding
Source: RefSeq, a predicted model, not a curated record
CGCCUGCGCGGUCCAGCCGGCGGCGCGUCCCGAGCGCAGGCGGGCCAGCGGCGGCCGCGCUCCUCCGCCCUCCCCCCACGGCGCUUGCGACCCAUCCAUCCUACGCCUAGCGGCCACGCGCGGCAGCGGGGGGCGGAGCCGGCGGCGCCAGGGGUCCACGUGGCCACGCCGCGCGCCCUCCUCUCUCGCCGGCUGCUGGCAGCCCCCUGUCAUCUAGAAUGGCCGUGAUGCUGCUGGCACGCACCCUGCGCUCCCGCCUCUGCCCACCGUUCGCCGCGGCAGCCGCGUUCUCCUCGGCGGCCGCGGCGGAGGCGGAGCGGGCGAUACGGGACGGGCCCCGGAACGAUUGGAGCAGGCCUGAGAUCCAGGACGUCUACGACUCCCCGCUCCUCGACCUCCUCUUCCACGGGGCUCAGGUCCACAGAAAUGUUCACAAAUUCAGAGAAGUGCAGCAGUGCACACUCCUUUCAAUAAAGACUGGUGGGUGCAGUGAAGAUUGUUCUUACUGCCCUCAGUCAUCAAGAUACGAUACUGGAUUGAAGGCCCAAAAAUUGAUGAACAAAGAUGCUGUGUUAGAAGCAGCAAAAAAGGCAAAAGAGGCUGGGAGCACCCGUUUUUGCAUGGGAGCUGCUUGGAGAGAAACCAUCGGCAGGAAAACAAAUUUCAACCAGAUUCUUGAAUAUGUCAAGGAAAUAAGGGGUAUGGGCAUGGAGGUCUGUUGCACUCUGGGCAUGAUAGAGAAACAACAGGCUGAAGAACUCAAGAAGGCUGGACUUACAGCAUAUAAUCAUAACCUAGAUACAUCAAGAGAGUAUUAUCCCAAUAUUAUUACCACGAGAUCAUAUGAUGAUAGAUUGGAGACUCUCCAGCAUGUUCGUGAAGCUGGACUAAGCAUCUGCUCAGGUGGAAUCAUUGGUCUUGGAGAAGCAGAGGAGGACCGUGUGGGUUUGUUGCAUACACUAGCCACCUUGCCUACACACCCAGAGAGCGUUCCUAUUAAUGCAUUGGUUGCUGUAAAAGGCACCCCUCUUGAGGAUCAGAAGCCUGUAGAGAUCUGGGAAAUGACCCGCAUGAUUGCCACUGCUCGGAUCGUGAUGCCAAAGGCGAUGGUGAGGCUUUCGGCAGGCCGUGUACGGUUCUCCAUGCCAGAACAAGCGCUCUGCUUCCUUGCUGGGGCCAACUCCAUAUUUGCUGGUGAGAAACUUCUUACUACCGCGAACAAUGACUUUGAUGCGGACCAGGCGAUGUUCAAGAUCCUAGGUCUUAUCCCCAAGGCCCCAAGCUUUGGCAAUGAAGAGGCGGCGGCUCCUGCUUACACCGAGAGGCCUGAACAAGCCGCUUCAAUGUAAAAGAAUUAAUGUAAAAGAAAAAUGUAAAACAAAGUACCGAUUUUUAGCACCACUGUUAGUGCGAAACUAGCGCUAGUGUUAGCUAGAGCAUUGUAUUGUAGAAACCACUGCUUUCUAGUCGCUUGAGACUGAUUAGUAGAAAUAAAAUAGGCCCAUGGCAUGCUGCGGUUCAUAUCGA